CCCGUUGAUCGGCCUACACUCACUGCCCGUGCCCGUAAAUCUCGGGCAACUCUAAGUCCAGGUAUCGUCAGUCUCUCAAACACAGCUUCUUCAACUCUUCGUACCCUCCAAGACUCAACCAAAGUGUGAAAGAAAGUACCAAAUCAGAGAGACAUCCACAUCUACAUAUAUAUAUAUAUAUAUAUACAGACUUAUAUAUAUAACAUCAUUCGUUUUCAUUUACUUUCAACACAAUGUUGUGAAGAAGACAUCAAUCGGGAUUAUAUAUUAUAAGUGGAGUCAGAGUCAGUCGUUGCUCUGAUCUUCAAUCUCGAGUUAGUUGGUUUUGUGUUUCGUUAUUGAUUUCUAGGAUAUAAAAUGUGGAGACUUGCUCGAUCUGCGGUGGCAUCAAAUCUCCGUCGGUCACGGCGGUUCUCGACGGCUAUUCCUGGUCCCUGCAUAGUUCAUAAGCGUGGAGCAGAUAUUCUUCACGAUCCGUGGUUCAACAAGGACACUGGCUUCCCUUUGACAGAAAGAGAUCGGCUUGGCCUCCGUGGUCUCCUCCCACCUCGUGUGAUAUCAUUUGAGCAGCAAUACGCACGAUUUAUGGAAUCGUUUCGGUCACUAGAGAAAAAUACACAAGGCCAACCAGAUAGUACCGUGACCCUUUCAAAAUGGAGGAUCCUGAAUAGACUGCAUGACAGGAACGAGACACUAUACUAUCGAGUCCUUAUUGAUAACAUUAAAGACUUUGCUCCGAUAAUAUACACUCCUACAGUAGGAUUGGUAUGUCAAAACUAUUCAGGUUUGUUUAGACGCCCACGUGGAAUGUAUUUCUGUGCAAAAGAUAAAGGGGAGAUGAUGUCCAUGAUCUACAAUUGGCCCUCCCAUCAGGUUGACAUGAUAGUGCUGACGGAUGGCAGUCGUAUCCUUGGCCUAGGUGAUCUGGGAGUUCAGGGAAUUGGAAUAGCCAUUGGAAAACUUGAUAUGUAUGUUGCAGCUGCUGGUAUCAACCCACAGAGAAUACUCCCAAUUAUGCUUGAUGUUGGUACUAACAACCAAAAGCUUCUUGAUAAUCCUCUAUAUUUAGGACUGCGGCAACCUAGGUUGGAAGGAGAAGAAUAUCUAUCAAUUGUUGAUGAAUUCAUGGAAGCUGUUUACACACGUUGGCCCAAGGCUAUUGUGCAGUUUGAAGAUUUUCAAAUGAAGUGGGCUUUUGAGACGCUGCAACGGUAUCGUAAAAGGUUUUGCAUGUUCAAUGAUGACAUACAGGGAACUGCUGGUGUUGCACUGGCUGGACUACUGGGAUCUGUAAGAGCACAAGGGAGGCCAUUGGCCGACUUUGUGAAUCAAAAGAUGGUUGUGGUUGGAGCUGGAAGUGCAGGGCUUGGUGUUUUUAACAUGGCCAUGCAGGCUGCUUCAAGAAUGGCAGGAACAACAGCAAAUCCUCAAUUUUUCUUGCUUGACAAAGAUGGUCUCAUCACAAAAGAGAGGAAGAAUAUCGCUCCAGCAGCAGCACCAUUUGCUAAAGCCCCAGGAGAGAUUGAAGGAUUAGGACUCAGGGAGGGAGCUAGUCUCGUCGAAGUGGUCAAAAAGGUCAAGCCUCAUGUGCUUCUUGGUUUAUCCGGAGUUGGAGGUAUCUUCAAUCAGGAGGUGCUUAAUGCCAUGAGGGAGUCGGAUUCCACAAAACCUGCCAUUUUUGCUAUGUCAAAUCCUACAAUGAAUGCUGAAUGCACUGCCGUAGAUGCUUUUACACAUGCUGGAGAAAAUAUUGUUUUUGCAAGCGGGAGCCCAUUUGAAAAUGUUGAUCUUGGGAAUGGAAAAUUUGGUCACGUAAAUCAAGCUAAUAACAUGUACCUGUUUCCUGGGAUUGGUUUGGGAACUCUUCUCUCGGGUGCUCAUUUUAUUUCAGAUGGAAUGUUACAAGCAGCUGCUGAGUGCCUUGCUUCUUAUAUGACUGAUGAAGAUUGUCAAAGGGGCAUCCUGUAUCCAUCAAUCAACAGUAUUCGACACAUUACUGCAGAGGUCGGAGCUGCAGUGAUGCGAGCAGCUGUUGCUGAAGAGUUGGCAGAAGGACAUGGCGAUGUAGGACCAAGAGAGCUAAUGCAUAUGUCAAAGGAGGAGACAGUUGAAUAUGUCACGCGCAGCAUGUGGUAUCCUGUUUACAGCCCUCUCGUCCAUGAGAAAUAAGGCUCCAAUCACUGGCCGUCUCCCUGCCCACCAUUUUCCUCUGGACCAACUCCUUCCCCAAGUUCUGCAGUGAGUCGUAUAUUCAUGGUCCCUGAACUUGUAAUUUCCGAUUGCAGAAUUGGAAUUGAAGCUCCUUCAAUUCAAACAGGCCUUUGUGUUGUCAAUGUCUUGAAAACCAUUUUUUUUGGGUAUCUUUUGGAGGUAUCCUUGUGGAUGGUCGAUAUGAUUAAAAUGUAUUCAAAAGGGCUGAAAUUAAAUCAUAAUGAAUGAUUGCUACUUUAUUUAGUUGAA
This is a messenger RNA of Cornus florida, 2460 nucleotides long. RefSeq names its product NAD-dependent malic enzyme 59 kDa isoform, mitochondrial. Gene Ontology annotation, biological process: pyruvate metabolic process; malate metabolic process. Bases 358 to 2169 code for a protein of 603 amino acids. NCBI's taxonomy places the organism in Eukaryota, Viridiplantae, Streptophyta, Magnoliopsida, Cornales, Cornaceae. Gene Ontology annotation, cellular component: mitochondrion. Gene Ontology annotation, molecular function: malate dehydrogenase (decarboxylating) (NAD+) activity; NAD binding. The record is from RefSeq and is a predicted model, not a curated record. The transcript is spliced from 19 exons.